AUGGAUCCAAACAUCCAAAGUACUUUCCUGUUCAACAACCAGUUUACUUCCGAGCUCAAGGCGCCGGUAUGCCAGUACUCGGUACCAAACUCUUUCUACAAGCUCAACGCGGGCCUCGUCAGCCAGCUGCCACCGGGGACCCCUCAUGGCAUCAGUGACAUUCUGAGCCGCUCCAUGGCGGGGGCGGGCUCGGCGGGCGCCGCCGACUCCCUGCUCUCCGGCUACUCCGGCCCGGCCGUCUCCGGCGCGUCCGUGUAUUACAACCGAGACUACGGCUCCGCCUUGAACGGUUUGGCCAAGCCCGGCGCCGAGUGGCCCAUGAAGGGUCGCGGUGUGAACUGCUGGGCUGAGAGCGGCUGCGACUGGAGAGGAACCAAGCAGCAGUGUGCCAACAGCGGUCACCUGGGCGAGUUGUCGGCUCGGAAGAAGCACACCAGGCCCACGUUUAGCGGGCAUCAGAUCUUUGCUCUGGAGAAGACCUUUGAGCAGACCAAGUAUUUGGCCGGUCCCGAACGGGCCAGACUGGCUUAUUCUCUGGGCAUGACUGAAUCUCAAGUCAAGGUUUGGUUCCAGAACCGCCGCACCAAGUGGCGGAAGAAGAGCGCGUCUGAGCCGAGCUCCACGCAGGCCCACGCGGGGCAGGCCGGCGAGGCCUCGGACAACGAGGCGGAGGACGAGGAGUACAACAAGCCCCUGGAUCCGGACUCCGACGACGACAAGAUCCGGUUGCUGCUACGCAAACACCGCAGAGCUUUCUCGGUCCUGCGCCUCGGGCCUCCCCACAUGUGA
Messenger RNA from Phycodurus eques (leafy seadragon), 789 nucleotides. RefSeq names its product NK6 homeobox 3 (gene nkx6-3). The record is from RefSeq and is a predicted model, not a curated record. Gene Ontology annotation, cellular component: nucleus. Bases 1 to 789 code for a protein of 262 amino acids. Gene Ontology annotation, biological process: regulation of transcription by RNA polymerase II; cell differentiation. Gene Ontology annotation, molecular function: RNA polymerase II cis-regulatory region sequence-specific DNA binding; DNA-binding transcription factor activity, RNA polymerase II-specific. The transcript is spliced from 3 exons. Lineage: Eukaryota; Metazoa; Chordata; Actinopteri; Syngnathiformes; Syngnathidae.